Molecule: messenger RNA, 318 nt
Organism: Tarenaya hassleriana
Lineage: Eukaryota; Viridiplantae; Streptophyta; Magnoliopsida; Brassicales; Cleomaceae
Product: E3 ubiquitin-protein ligase RNF126-like
Exons: 1
Coding region: 1-318 (105 amino acids)
Source: RefSeq, a predicted model, not a curated record
AUGAUCGGUGAGACCACCGAUGACGAUCUCUUGCUGGUUCUCAACAGACCGUGGAGGUUCUCGAUCGCGGCGAAUGAGGAAGGGCAGGAGCUGGUGCCGAUGCUUGCUCCUACCGCGGAGAUUGUCGAAGGCGGCGGCGGCGAAUGUUGUUCCGUCUGUAAACUAGGGUUCGCGUGGGAAGAGGGAGUGCUCAGGACGAUCUGCAGCCAUAUCUUCCACGUUCGGUGCAUCGCUCCUUCUCUGUCGCGACAUCGCUCCUGCCCUGUCUGCUCCGCCGUUUUCCCCCUCCCUCUCGAUAUCCGAACUCUGCUCCACUAG